CAGAGGAUAUGGCCUUCUUGCUGCCUCUGCCUAUAGUGGUGCAUAAUUUGUGAAAAGGUUCCUGAAAAUUUAGAUAAUUUGCUCCAUCAUUGCCCCCAUUGCAAUGACUUUAAGACAAAAAUUAUUUAUGCAGCCUAAUGUGAGAUUGUGAUGGGAUGUUCCAGUUUCUUGGAAGGUCUUCAUGUGUGAGAGCUAUAGAUUUUUUGGAGGAUAACAGAAGGGAUGAUGUUGGGAGGUUGCGCCUUGAUGACUCUUAUGGGUGCAGUAGAUGGAACAAAUAGGAGGAUCUUCAAGGGAGUUGGGCUUGUGGAGGUUGAUGAUGUACCACUUGCUGAUGUGCCUGAUGUUAUCGAGAAGUAUGAUAUCUGUAUAGUGAAAAGCAUGAAGUUAGAUUUUAAUGUCCUCUCUCGUGCAAAAAAGAUGAAGCUUAUAAUGCAGUAUGGUGUUGGACUGGAAGGCGUUGAAAUUGAUGCUGCGACUAAGUUUGGAAUAAAAGUCGCUAGGAUUCCGAGUCAUGCAACUGGAAAUGCAGCCUCAUGUGCAGAAAUGGCCAUUUAUCUCAUGUUGGGCCUUCUCCGAAAGCAAAAUGAGAUGCAAAUUUCUAUAAAGCAGAGAAAGCUUGGAGACCCAAUUGGUGAAACACUACUUGGAAAAACAGUCUUCAUUUUAGGAUAUGGAAAUAUUGGAAUGGAGUUGGCAAAGCGCUUGAAACCAUUUGGUGUGAAAAUUAUUGCCACAAAACGGAAUUGGAACAUUCAUUCAGAAGAUUCGUGCCAAUCAAAUGCGUUAGGUGACGUGGUUGACGAGAAGGGUGGUCAUGAAGACAUCCAUUCAUUUGCAAGCAAUGCGGACAUUGUUGUUUGUUGUUUGCUUUUAAAUAGUGAAACAGUUAGCAUUGUAAACACGUCAUUUAUAUCAUCGAUGAGAAAGGGUGCCCUUUUAGUAAAUAUAGCCCGAGGGGGUCUCCUGAACUAUGAAGCUGUUCUAUAUUACCUCGAGUCCGGACACUUAGGUGGCUUGGGCAUUGAUGUUGCUUGGACUGAGCCAUUUGAUCCUGAUGAUCCCAUUUUGAAGUUCAAUAAUGUUCUGAUCACACCUCAUGUUGCAGGAGCUACCGAGUAUUCUUUUAGAUCCAUGUCAAAGGUAGUUGGUGAUGUUGGCAUUCAACUUCACGAAGGGAAGCCUUUGACAGGACUGGAGUUUGUCAACUGAUUCAGUUUAGAGAAUUGGCUUGUGACCUAGGUAAUUUGGGGUUAUUUAUCUAUUGUUACAGGGAGGACUUGUAUUUGUAAUUGGAGGGGUUUGUACCUUAAAGUAAUCACCUUUUGGUGAAAUAGAUGAUAAUAAGAUUAGUGUUUAAGGAUAUCUCUAUUUGUGUUUAGCUCAAACUCUAGGUUACUUGACCUAGUGGUGAUAAGGUUACAUUAGAAGGAUUUCGAUUCUUAUUCAUUAUAGAUUUACUUCCCUUGUACGAUUCAGAUUCUAUGCAUUGUAAUCCUCUAUAUAAAGAGGCUCCUAUUAUCAAUAAGAAUAUACAGCAAAUUCCUCUCAA
Rosa chinensis is the source of this 1552-nucleotide messenger RNA. RefSeq names its product hydroxypyruvate reductase. NCBI's taxonomy places the organism in Eukaryota, Viridiplantae, Streptophyta, Magnoliopsida, Rosales, Rosaceae. Gene Ontology annotation, molecular function: NAD binding; phosphoglycerate dehydrogenase activity. The record is from RefSeq and is a predicted model, not a curated record. The coding region runs from base 223 to 1212 and encodes 329 amino acids. The transcript is spliced from 9 exons.